Messenger RNA from Cucurbitaria berberidis CBS 394.84, 1721 nucleotides. Its product is annotated as MFS general substrate transporter. Gene Ontology annotation, molecular function: transmembrane transporter activity. NCBI's taxonomy places the organism in Eukaryota, Fungi, Ascomycota, Dothideomycetes, Pleosporales, Cucurbitariaceae. Bases 105 to 1721 code for a protein of 538 amino acids. Gene Ontology annotation, biological process: transmembrane transport. The transcript is spliced from 2 exons. The record is from RefSeq and is a predicted model, not a curated record. Gene Ontology annotation, cellular component: membrane.
CUUCUUCUCAAGGUCGACGCUAAACACCGUUCAUUGUGUUGCCACGCCGCUUCUAGGAUUUGCACGAGCUUUACAACUUCUUCUCUCAUCUCAUUGCUCUCAUAAUGGCCACAGCCACAGAGCCUGGGCUAGACUCGUCACAUGCAAAUGACCCUGGCAUGCCAUCAAUACAACAGAAUCGCGGCCUGCGGUUUUGGGGCACCUUCGUGUGUCUUUGCAUUCUCGCCUUCAUAUCAGCCUUAGACGUCGCUGUCAUUACAAUCGCAUUACCAACCAUUACCAACGAGAUUGGCGGAGCUCAUCAGUAUAUAUGGAUUGCCAACUCGUUUGUCGUUGCAUCCUCAGUACUGCAGCCUCUAAUCGGCCAGCUAGCUGAUGCGUUUGGUCGCCGCACACCACUAAUCUCUUCAGUAGUCGCGUUUGCACUAGGUAGCGGGCUUGCUGGUAGUGCCUAUAAUGCGGCUAUGCUAAUUGCGGGCCGCACUAUCCAGGGCGUUGGCGCAGGUGGCAUUUACAUCCUGCUUGAUAUUGUAUGCUGCGAUCUCGUUCCGCUGCGGGAACGGGGGAAAUAUUUAGGAUUAAUGUUCUCGUGGUCUGGUGUUGCGGCCGCGCUAGGUCCACCAGUCGGAGGCGCUCUGGCUGAGGCGAACUGGCGUUGGAUCUUCUACAUGAACCUGCCCAUUUGUGGUGUGGCCUUGGGAGGACUCUUGCUCUUCAUGCAAGUCAGAAGUGGCGCAACAAACGCGAAUGAGUUAGGCAUCAUGGCCAAGCUUGGACGGUUGGACAUUAUCGGAAACGUCAUCUUCACCCCUAGCAUGAUCUCUCUUCUCAUAGGGCUGAUCGGAGGCGGCACUCAGCAUCCAUGGUCAUCCUGGAGGAUCAUCUUACCACUCCUGCUAGGGAUUAUUGGCUGGAUCUCUUUUCACAUUCUACAGUUCUUUGUCGAAUACCCAAGCGUACCACCGUGUCUAUUUAGUAAUCGUACCUCUGCUACGGCUUUUCUGUUGACAUUUACCUCGUCAGUCCUCCUACAGGUCCUAUCCUACUUCCUGCCCAUAUACUUCCAAGCGGUCAAGCAUACAACAGUGCUCAGAUCUGGCAUACUGUUUCUUCCCUUCGCCUUGGGCGCCUUGGUUUUUGCUGUCGUCGCAGGCACUCUGCUCAGCAAGUUCGGCAAAUACCGUCCGUUGCAUGCGCUUGCCUUCGCCCUAGCAUCAGUGGCAUUUGGUCUAUUCACACUGCUAGGACCCAACACACCUGAAUUCGCCUACGUAUUGUUUGAGUUGAUUGCUAGUGCGGGCAUGGGAAUGAUUAUGUCGGUUCUCCUACCCGCUAUCAUGGCCCCGUUACCGGAAAAGUACGUCGCCUCAUCUUCAGCUACGUACAGCUUUGUACGUACGUUUGGUUAUAUCUGGGGCAUUACCAUUCCCGGCCUCAUAUUCAACGCCGUCUUCAAUCACCACCUCCCGACUAUAUCCGAUCCAACAGUACAGUCACAGUUACGCGGAGGCGCAGCCUAUGCUUUUGCAAGCCAAAUGCAUGCCUUGCAAAACACGCUGAGCCCUGCUGUAUGGGGUGAAGUAAUUGCAAUCUAUGUGAAGAGUUUGAAGGCUAUCUGGUGGGUGUGCUUAGGUAUUAGUCUUCUGAGUUUCUUUACAGUUGCACUGGAGCGCGAGGUAAAACUCCGAGAAGAGCUAGAUACAGAGUAUGGCUUAGAUUAA